Molecule: messenger RNA, 3297 nt
Organism: Dreissena polymorpha
Lineage: Eukaryota; Metazoa; Mollusca; Bivalvia; Myida; Dreissenidae
Exons: 1
Coding region: 1-3297 (1098 amino acids)
Source: RefSeq, a predicted model, not a curated record
AUGACGACACGGCUAGUUCAAACGACACUGACUGGAACACCGGCAGAAGUUAGAUGUAAGUGCGGGAAAAUCUGUAAGAACCUCAGGGGUCUACGGAUUCACCAGGCAAGAUCGGCAUGUGGUCAAAAGGCAUCCCAGAAGCAGCGCACAAGUUUAAUCCUUGGUAAGACGCAGGAGGACACUAGUCAGGAGGCUACCCACAGAACUAGAGACCUCUCUGCAGAUGAGAUGCCAUCUGACAGCACACAGAUUCCUGAUGAAUCCCAGAUUGAUCCUCUCCUUGAGUUACUUCAAACCCAAGAUGACCCUGAACCAGUAAAAGAAGUACCGCAUAAGACCCCACCAGCAACACCAGAGGAGGAAAAGAGACCAAGAAUAGAGUGGCCAAAGACUUCGAAUAAAAAGGCAUGGACAGACUUUGAUCACGACCUAGAUCUUAUCCUGGAAGCAACUCUACAAGGGGCAGUUGAGAGAAAACUAGUGGCCAUGACAAGCCUAAUUUACACGGUUGGCAAAGAACGAUAUGGAGUCUAUGUACCAAAACAUUCCAAACCAUCAAGUCAACCCAACAGGAGAGAGAGGCAGAUACAGGCCAUAAGACAAGAGCUUAAGAAACUGAGAAAGGCAUAUAGAAACGCCAAAGACGAGGAGAAACUUGGAUUGCAAGAGCUACGAGACUUGCAGAGAAAGCAACUGAGGGAACUCAGAAAAGCAGAGACAGCAAGAAAGAACAGACGAAAGAGAGCACAACAAAGGACUGCAUUUAUAGCCAAUCCAUACAAGUUCUCCAAAAAGGUGCUAGACAAGGAGAAAUCAGGCAUCCUCAACAGCUCAAUGGAGGAGAUACAGACCCACCUGAGGGAUACACACUCUGACACCAGAAGAGAUGACCCUUUGGGCCCAUGUGCACACAUCAUGCCUGAACCAGCUCCAACUAUAGCACUUGACAGUAAAGAACCCACCCUGGCUGAGGUGAAAGAUGUAGUGAAGAAAGCUAGAGCUGGCUCUGCCCCAGGACCUAAUGGAAUACCAUAUAAGGUCUACAAGAUGUGCCCAAGACUGCUUCGUCGCCUUUGGCGCCUAAUUAAGGUGGUAUGGAGAAAAGGACAGGUACCCGAGUGCUGGCAGAAAGCAGAAGGCCCAUUUGUUCCUAAGGAAACAAACUCGCACAACAUUAGCCAGUUCAGGACAAUAUCACUUUUAAAUGUGGAAGGCAAAAUCUUCUUUGCUGUUCUCGCUAGAAGACUGACCACAUACCUUACUACUAACAAAUAUGUGGAUACUUCAAUCCAAAAAGGAGGUGUGCCUGGAUUUUCUGGUUGUGUAGAGCACACAAGCGCUUUAAGCCAGCUGAUACGUGAAGCGAAAGUGAACCAACAGGAUUUGACAGUAGUAUGGCUAGACCUAGCCAAUGCAUACGGCUCCAUACCACACCAGCUAAUACGAAGAGCGCUGGAUCACUAUCACAUACCAGCACAUGUACAGAAGAUUGACCUUGGGUACCUAGACAACAUUCAGCUGCGCUUCUCAGUGAGAGAGAAGAUAACAGAGUGGCAGAGGCUUGAGAAGGGAAUCAUUACUGGCUGCACCGUUUCCGUUGUCCUAUUUGUCAUGGGCAUGAACCUCGUCCUGAAUGCUGCCAAGAAGGAAACCCGUGGACCAAAAACUGCGUCAGGGAUCUACCUACCAAGCAACAGGAGCUUCAUGGAUGACUUGACUAUAACCACCCUGACACAUGUGCAGGCUAGAUGGGUCCUCUCAGCUCUUGAGAGUACAACAUCUUGGGCAAGAAUGAAAUUCAAGCCAAAGAAAUCCAGAAGCCUUAUCAUCAAGAAAGGCCAGUCAACCAAGAAGUUCAACCUCCAGGUACAGGGAGAAGACAUACCAUCUAUCAUGGAUAGUCCAAUCAAGUGCCUGGGCAAGUGGUAUGAUGCCAGCCUCAACGAUACAAAUAAUGUAAAGCGCAUCAAAGGCCAGCUAAAUGAAGGGUUGAAACAAAUAGACAGGUCUUGGCUACCAGGAAAAUUCAAGGCAUGGUUGUUUCAACACGGACUACUACCUCCCCUGAUGUGGCCCCUUAUGUUGUAUGAGAUAGCAACAUCAACAGUGGAGGGCCUAGAAAGAACCAUAAGCAGGCAUCUUCGAAGAUGGUUAGGGGUACCACCAAGCUUUACAAACAUAGGUCUUUAUGGAAGAUCCAAUCAGUUACAACUCCCGCUCUCAUCAUUAGUGGAGGAGUUCAAGGCAUCAAAGGCACGGCUGGUGGUAACUCUGAAAGAAUCCAGAGAUGAUAAGAUCAGGAAAGCUGGCAUAGAGACAAGAACAGGGAGAAAGUGGUCAGCCAGCCAGGCAGUGACCCAGGCAGAAAGUAGACUUAGGCAGAAAGACAUUGUUGGAACAACCACUAGCGGGCGCCAAGGUCUUGGAAUCUCAACAUGUCCUAGAUGGAGCCAAGCAGCCAGUGGGGAAAAAAGGAAAAUGGUAGUAGAUGAAGUGCGGAAGAUGAAAGAAGACGAGAGAAGAUCUAGAGCAGUAGCCAUGGGCUCACAGGGAGCAUGGACAAAAUGGGACACCACACCAAGGAAGAUGACAUGGGGCCAGAUCUGGAAGUAUGAGCCUUUGCGAAUCAGCUUCUUACUGCGGUCGGUAUAUGAUCUGCUACCCUCACCAGCUAACCUACACAGAUGGGGAAUACAAGACAGCCCAUCAUGUCAACUGUGUAACAGAACUGGAAGCAUGGAGCACAUACUAUCAGCAUGCAGCACAGCACUCACGCAAGGCAGAUAUAGAUGGCGCCAUGACCAAGUGCUUCGAGAUAUGGCAGACAUUCUUGAAAGACAGCGAAUGAAGAAGAGAAAACAGCCACAGCCAAAAACCAUCCACUUUGUCAAGGAAGGCCAGUCAGCACCUAAAGGCAAAAGAACAACAUCUUCAGUACUUGACGAAGCUGACAAUUGGAAUAUGGCUGUUGACCUACAGAAAAAGCUUGUCUUUCCGGAGGUAGUACAAACCAAUCUCAGACCCGACAUUGUCAUCUGGUCCAACACUGCAAAGCACCUGGUGAUGAUUGAAUUGACAAUCCCAUGGGAAACAAGGUGUGAAGAAGCCUAUGAGAGGAAGAAAACCAAGUACUCUGAUCUCAUGGACCAAUGCAGACAACAAGGAUGGAGAACCUGGCUGUUCCCUGUUGAAAUAGGAGCAAGGGGUUUCCCAGCCAAUUCACUAUGGAAGAUGUUGGGCGCCAUGGGACUUAAAGUCUUAACGGCCAUGAGAGAAGGACUGCUGUGGGCAGACUAG